This is a messenger RNA of Racocetra persica, 233 nucleotides long. Lineage: Eukaryota; Fungi; Glomeromycota; Glomeromycetes; Diversisporales; Gigasporaceae. The record is from the annotation of a GenBank genome assembly.
AAAUCUCUUUCUUAGAAAACACUGUACAAAGUUUGAUUAAUGAAGUUAAUAAAUUAAAAUUUGAUAAAUCAAAUACAUCAAAUGAUCUACUGACAUAUACUGACAAUGAUGAUAUUAGUGCAUUGAGGACAACUGGGUUGUCAUGUCUAAUGAAUAACAUGGAUCUUUGUAAUUACAAUGAUAUUGAUGCUAAUAAUCUUACUGAAACUGGUGAAACUAUUAGAGCUCCUUAA